AUGAACGCGAACGAUGUUCCCGAUGAGGAGCUGGUGCAGCGGAGAUUGGAGGAGAGCGAAGAGAAGCUAAUGAGGUGGAAGAGAAAAGCCCGAGCUCUGCGUGAAAAUCGAGAUCCUUAUGUGGAGGAAGCGCAAGAAAACUGGGAGAAGGUUGUCAAGGACGAAGCUUCCACAGAACUGAAGCUCAGGCUGUGGAAGGCAAAAGCUGCCGCGAGCAGGAAGGGGGACGCGUGGAGUGCUGAGCAGUCCAUACAAGAGAUCUUUGAAGAGCAGCAGGACAUGCUCAGGGAGAGUUCGGCGGACGAGCUGAAGACCGUGAGCUCAGAGGAGACAGUGAAGUACGUGGAGGGACGACCUGGCUCCCUUCCGAUGCAAGAGGAAGUGGAGGCUGAAGCAAGGGCUUCGGAAACAUUUCAGCAGGUGAAGAGGAGCGAGAGAAGUGGAGAGGGAGAGGCCUUGUGCUUGGCAGCGAGGAGCGGCAAGAUCGAGGCGGUGAUCGUGCUGCUCGGCAUGGGAGCAAACGUGGACGGGUCGGCUAGGUGGGGCGGCGAACAGGGCGGACAGCACUGCAUGAAGCUGCGCUGCAGGGUCAUGCUGAGGCAGAUUGUGCGGCUGCUGCUCGACAGCGGAGCGAGCACGAGCGUACAGGACGCCAACCGGGAGACGCCUCGUGACCUGGCGCAGAGAGCUGGAAGGGCUGACAUCCUCGUCCUCCUUGAUGAGGCUCGCGAAGUCUCUUAG
Guillardia theta CCMP2712 is the source of this 741-nucleotide messenger RNA. RefSeq lists its product as hypothetical. The coding region runs from base 1 to 741 and encodes 246 amino acids. The transcript has 6 exons. The record is from RefSeq and is a predicted model, not a curated record. Lineage: Eukaryota; Cryptophyceae; Pyrenomonadales; Geminigeraceae.